GCCCUGCCUUGCAUCUCAAGAGAGAAUGGAGGUGGCUUUUGUAUAAUAUGCUUUUGCAGGCCAUAUUCACCACUCAGUUUUGACUUGUUUAUUAAGCCGUGCGAACAUGCUCUGGUGAACUCUCUCGUCUCUUAUUUGCACAGCCCCGCACAAUGCCAUCAGCAGUGUAUUUAUUUUGUUCUGCGUGCUUGUCCGCCGUUGUGCUCGCAAGUGCCCAGCCGACGGAUUACGAGAGGAAAAACCCGGCAGCCGACGACCCACGCAUUCAAAAGCAGCAACCCUUUCACUGGGGUACGCCGCCGCCCAAUCACAGGGUGAAACUCGAUUUCGUCCCAAUUAAAGUGCUCGCCAGCGUUCGCCACGAGAAAGCGACCAAGUUUGUGCCGCGCGAAGAGGCGUUGUCCGAGGCGUCCACCCCGGAAGAGUUAAUUCUCGCCAAGCGACUGAAGGAGGCCAUCACGACCAAGAAAUUGGGCGAGGUGUACACCGAGCAGGGCUACGAGGACCAAAAGUACGACCACGGUCACUACGAGAAGCAAGGUCGGCUGCGCGAGAAGUUUGAAAACGAGGAGAAAAAGGAGCACCGUACGAAUGAAGACUCCCCAGAGGACCAGGCGCCGCACGCCUCGGUCAAAAUCCCCAAGAGCACAACGAAAAACGAGGCCUCGGUGACGGUGGAUAUCGAAAAGUAUCCGUUUUACAAGACGGCGCCGAAAAACUCUCCCCAAAGGUACGCAAGCAAUCCCAAGUUUUUGCCUGAUAAAAAGAAUAACCCUGACAUGCCGUUUUACGCGAGCACUAAUUACAAGGAAUGCCCGGACAUAUCCCCCGUGCUGAGCGUGGGGCCCGACGACAAAAAUCCCAAGGGGGAACCUCGUUUGCGUGGGCUCGGUGACAAGAUUGAUUGCCUGGUCUCCAAGUACUUUGGCUCUGACCCGUUUGAAAAUCCCUUUUUCAAGGAAGAGAAUGUGCAUGCGGACACAAUUAACCCCAAAUAUCUUUUGCCGUCCGAAACUAACAACGGACCGGUCCUUUUCAUUACUAACGCGACCUUCCAAGAAAUGGCCGAGAGCGAGGCCAAAAUGAAAAAAUUCAGAGACAACAACAGUGGCAAGCGGAAAAAGCAAACGGGAAAAAGCGGAAAAGCAACACCAGCGACGGAAGUGAUAGAGGGGAUGAUGCCGCCGCCUCUGCCUAUUAAAUUGAGAAAAACGCGUGACAUCAGCACCCCUUUAAUUUACUCGACGCGACAGGGCGGCGUGAAAUUCGUUGCCGAGCCGGAAAAAGGUGUCGCACCUCUGCCAAUUCGCCGCCUCUCCGCAAGCAGUAAAUACGGCUCGCGCAAUUACGAAGUGACUGAAGAGCCCGAGGAAGCGGCGGACUACCCCCUAGCGGCCAAGGUGGCCCGUCCGGUCAAAUUUGAGCGGCACCGACUGAACCAGGAAGAACGCGCUCUGUACAGUUCAACGUACGUUCCCGACACGUCGGUGCCUAACACGGGCGUGACCACCACAAUUUGGAAUGCAGCGCCCCGGGAGCCGGAAAAUGUUGAGUUGAGCAGCACGAUUGUUGAAAAGGUGGAACCAAGCACUUCGGCCAGGCCAAUCGAGAGCAGAAAGAGGGCGAGGGUGCACGCCGCCAUCCCAGAGGACAUCUUCCAAGGUCGAGGCGAGCGCCGGAUUCGACCGGCUGCUGAAAAUCAGCCCGAGGUGAAACGAACCCGGCAGCGACUGCGAGCACCCAAGCGUGUGGAGACGGUCGCCAUCGACUCGCAAAUUACCACCAUCAACAAGUAUGCAGAGCAUGUGACUUUAGCCCCAGAGCGGCCUAGAACGAGGCCACUUAUUCCCAUCGAAUCUCCCCCAGCGCCGGUUUCGGAGCAAAAUGCCAAAGUCACCGUAACUCCGGAGGCUGAAAUAAAAACUGGCGUGGAAUUAUUUUCGUCCACUGCCGUGACGGCUUCUCCGCUGCCCGAGACGACCACAAUAUUUGUCCCCGAAACAACGCCUGUGACCCUUUCGCCGCGGUCCGGCAGGCAACGGUUGAGGUCGAAGGUUGAGAGGACGAGACAAUCCGCCACCACCCCGUCUGCCGAGACCGAUAGCGGUGCCGAGAAAAGUAGUGCGAGACGCACCAGCAGACGCGGAAAGCAGAGGAGCAAAUCCGAUGAGACCGAAAAACCAGCAGCCCGCAACGCACCGCAGAGCAGCAGGGACGCGGCGCCAGAGGCGUUAAAUCAAAGAGCACGUGCGACGUCGCCUGUGAUCGCUGCCGCCGAUCGCCAGCAACAAAUAACACCAACGCGUACCAGGGGUCGAAAGCGAUUCAACCUGGCAGAAGAUCUCAAGACCGAGGAGCAGACGUGAAAAGUGACUGAUUGCACAAAUUCAUCAAUAAAAACCUUAAUCCCUCUUCCACCUCAUAACAAACAUCAUAAAUAUUAUACUUCACCCUUAAAAACUCUUCCGAUUGUGCAUGUGGCAUGUUUGCAGACGAGGCAUUAAAACAAAAAAAAUUGUCUGGGCUCUUAGCGGAACGACAGGCCGGCAUUGUUCAGCAACUUGUGGGAGUGGACGCGCAGUAAAAUUCAAGUGACUGUGAACAUUUCCAACAACACGCUCGAGUUGUACAGUGGCCACUACUGCUUCUUCUUUUCGUGCCCGGCCAAGAAAAAAGAGUCGACGGAAAGGCCUCCACCGGCCGCCGCCGCCGCACCUGUGGCAUUGUCCUUUUACUCUCAGCCGGCCGCCCCCGAUCAAUAUUUCGCAGCCAACGCCGUCCUCCCCGUCCAGUGGCUAUUCCCACACCACAUUACGUGAUUUACUUCGAUUCGCAUCGAUUCCCGAUUAAUUUAUUGAAAUAAAUUUACGUCUUGCCAAACCCGUGCACAAUCGAAUGGGACUUUUUUGCUCUUUUUUUAUUGUGGAAUAAAAUGUUUUAUUUAUUGUGGGCCCAAAUAUUCCACGAGCCACUGCUGAAAAAGAGGAGUGUUGUGAGCACAUUCGCGUGUUUACUUAUUCGAGACUCUCUUUUUCGCACUGUGUCUGUAUGUAAAUCUUCCUCUAGCUCUCUUGCUCUGUUUUGUAAAUCGUCUCGUUCCAAGUGUUUUUCCUCGUAUGUGUGUAGAGUAACCAAGUAGGUUGCGCCGCUUUUCAAUAAAAAGUGGAUGUUUAAUAUACUGUGGA
This is a messenger RNA of Neocloeon triangulifer, 3185 nucleotides long. RefSeq lists its product as uncharacterized. The transcript is spliced from 3 exons. Lineage: Eukaryota; Metazoa; Arthropoda; Insecta; Ephemeroptera; Baetidae. The record is from RefSeq and is a predicted model, not a curated record. Bases 153 to 2366 code for a protein of 737 amino acids.